AUGGCCAUGAACCCCAUGAUGCAGGGCUGCGGCAUGGGAAUGCCGCGCCCGGCCAUGGGCGGCGGCUGCAACCCGAUGGCUCAGCAGCAGAUGAUGAUGCAGCAACAGCAGCAGAUGAUGAUGCAGCAGCAGCAGAUGAUGAACUCCAUGAUGAUGGGAGGUGGCGGCUGUGAUAUGAAGAAGAUGCAAGACAUGAUGAAUCAGAUGAUGGGCCUCUCUGGUUCGAGUAAGAAGAGCAAGGGCGAGAAGUCUUCGAAGAAGAAGCCGAAGAGCAACGACAUGGUCAUCUUCGUAGGAGGUCUGCGAAAGACAACCGAAGAGGACAGAGUCACGGCGCACUUUGCCAAGUUCGGCCAGGUGGAGCAGGUGGACAUUAAGCGGCUCCCAGAUGGCACCUCCCGGGGGUUCGCCUUCGUAAAGUUCUCCGACCACGAUGCGGUUGAGAAGGUCAUCGACGCACAUGCGAAGCACAUGAUCGACAACAAGUGGGUGGAGGUCAAGCGCCACGAUGGAAUCGCUGCAUCGGCUGGGUUGACAACCUCCAUGCAGAAGGCUGAUCAUCACCCUUGCAGAACAAGAUAG
Messenger RNA from Symbiodinium pilosum, 582 nucleotides. Lineage: Eukaryota; Dinophyceae; Suessiales; Symbiodiniaceae. The record is from the annotation of a GenBank genome assembly.